UGAAAAUUUUAUUUUCUUUUAUGUCAUAUCUCAUACAUAAAAUUCGAUAUGCCUUUUCUGCUUAAAAGAUACCUAGUGGAACUCAUUUGAUUGUUGGAUUAGGAAACCCUGGAAAAAUAUAUGAAAAUACGAGACAUAAUGCUGGACAAUUGUUCGUAAAACAUAUUUCUAAAGAAUUUGGUGUAAAGAUGAGUGAUGGAUAAAAUGGAUAAAUUGGAUGCUUCCAACAUGUAAUAUUUUUCAAUCCUCUUUCAUUUAUGAAUUCAAGUGGCCAUCCUAUAAAAAAAGUAGCAGAUAAAGCGAAUAUACCAACUAGCAAUAUUAUUAUAGUUCAUGAUGACUUAGAUAGUUUACCAGGAAGAUGCAAGAUUAAACAAGGAGGAAGUGCAGAAGGACAUAAUGGUUUGAAAUCCAUUAUCUAAUACAUGGAUGAUAAAUUCAUUAGAUUAAAAAUUGGAAUAGGAAGACCUAAUUCAAAAGACCCUGCAAUAGUUAGUGAUUAUGUGAUGAGUAAAUUAGACUAUGAACCAUCAUAAGAAGCAUUCAAAUAAGGAAUCCUGCUUGUUCGACAACUCUUUAAAUUUUGAUGAUCAUCUAUCAUUAUAAGGUCAUG
Messenger RNA from Paramecium sonneborni, 613 nucleotides. The record is from the annotation of a GenBank genome assembly. Lineage: Eukaryota; Ciliophora; Oligohymenophorea; Peniculida; Parameciidae.